AUGUGUAUUAUAGAACAUCCCCUCGAUGGUGCCCAUACUCAUUCAACACUGAAAAUGGGUGAAGAUACCUCGACAACAGUGGCGUCAACUUCGCCCAACGGCACCACCAUGACCACCAGCUUCAGCCCCGCGACGCUUUGUGGCAACAAACGUAAAUUUGAAGAAAUGUCCUCCUCCACAAGCACUACCGUCAGCAGCGUUGGGAGCGACUCGUCCGACCUAUUGGACGUCGUGUACGAUCAUCAGCCACGGCAACUGGCUCAGCAAGAGACGCCAGCUCAAGACGAAGCGGCGACGGCGGAAGAAGCGAACGAUGGUAUAAAGGCGUGCAAAAGUCCUCGUUAUGAAAGUGAGGAUGCACAGGAUGAUGCAUCCCAGGACACCCAAGGCUCAAAAUUGCCCACCGGGCAGGUUCAGGCCGGGCACGGCAGCAGCACCACCAGCAGUAGUGGUGGCAAUAAAAGCAAUAGGAUAAUAAAUGCCACAAUAACGACGACGACCAGCAGUCCUACUCCAAGUAGCUCCAACAGUUUUGUCAGCAGCGCUGGCACGAUUUCGCCUUUCGAAGUAGUCGCUGCCCCGACGAUCCUCAACCCGACGGCACCGAUUUUGCUGACAACACCGAUGUCGGAAGAGAAUACCAUCGCGAAGCUGGAGGCAGUGGCCGUGCCGGGCGAGACCGCCUGGAACUGUGAGGAGCCGAUCGUGGAUAGCAUCAGUAAGCUACAGGCGGUCGCAGUGCCCGGCGAAACGUGGGGAGGCGGCGGUACGGACAGUACAAGAUCCACGCUGGCGACAACGUUGCUAGUGGCGGACGAUCUGGACGAUGAUGACGAUGAUUUCGAGGAUGACUUUGACGACGACGAAACGAUUCUGCCCGGUUACUCAUCGAUGCGUUAUCAGUGCACACCAAACCGUGGGCCGACUACCGGGGCUGGUGGUCCCGGGUACAUUACACCGGCGUAUCCAAAGCCGGGCUACUUUCCGGAGUCGUACCAGAACUGUGCGCGCUCCGCUGCCACCAACAAUGGAGCUCAGCAGUACGCCAAUCGAGGUUAUGGAUGGUCCCACCACGGUUACUACUCGCCGCCCUACGAAGCACCGAGCUCGCAGCAGACCAUUCGGUGCGCGGAGAAUGGCAAAAGCUACUUCGAGUUGGGCUCCGCCAGUUAUAGCAGCGCCAGUCCCUCUGCGGGAUCGCUAAAUCCGUUAGGCGCGGGAGCACCGCCCUUGCCACUACCGCAGCAGCAGCAGCAGCAGCAACCGCAGCCACAUCCGGUACCGUUCGGAGGUGGUUCGAUCGUUAUGGGACCGGCACCAAGGCAUCACAUGAAGCGGUGCUGCGAUGGACGCAACAUGUCGUGCACCAACAAGCAGUGCUACAAGGAACGUCGUCUUAAAAUGAUGAAUCUGUCCAUGUUUAAGCUUGCCCGCUUCAGACAGGCAUCCGACCAGUCGCUGUAUCGCUCGGUGUUGAUCUGCAAUACCCUGAAAUCGAUCGAACGUGAGAUCGACAACGAAAACAAGGAAUUAAAUCAUCAACAGCACCAUCAGCAACAUAUGCAGCACCAACACCACCAACAGAACCAUUACCACAUGCAGCAACACCAACACCAGCAGCAGCAGCAGGCGCAACAACAAAUGCAUCAUCAACUUCCGCCACUUGCACCACCUUCUGCAGCGGCCGCAGCAGUCACGGCGCCCACCACGAAUCAAUCGGCAUCCUCGACGUCAGGCACGUCAGACUACUUUGCGAAUCAUCGUAUCGCUGCACCACCGAGCCAAGCUCGCACCGCGAACGGUGGUACGGCCCCCCAGGGGCCAGUGGUGUAUAGUUCGGAGCCUUCAACUAUAACCAUGCAGCUCUCGCCGUACGACCAGCAGCAACAACAGCAACAACAACAUCAGAUGCACCCGCACCAUCCCCUGCACCACCAUCACAAUCCGCACCCGCAGUCCCAGCAGCAUCAUCAUCUGCACCACCAUCAUCCGCUCCACCCGGUGGCACCGCCACAUCAUUCGGCCCCCCAUUUGCUGAAAGAUCCCCAGUCAGGCCGUGCAACUCCGUUCCCGGUGGGCUGUGCGAUGCCAGCGGCCGUACUGAACAGUCAUUCCGAUGCUGACUCUGGCUUUGGCGACGAUGACUGCACGCGCCCCAUUAACUGGGGCUCGGUGCUGAGCCUAUCCUCGCAGUCGGCCCUCGAUCCCCUGAACGGUAGCGAUCUGUUCGUUACUUCGCCCACGGGCGCCGGCGAGGACGAUGUGACUCCCAUCGCCGGCCCGGUGGCGGUCCUGGAAAACUGUGAUAACUCCGCCUCUAGCACGUCCAACGUAACGUCACCCAUCCCGAUGGAGGUGGAUGCAGCUUGCCCUGUGACAUCCGCUCAUGGGGAAAGUACCUGUAGUGUCGCUGAAGGGACACAGUCGGGGACGGAUACGCUCUGCAGCCUACGUGAUGUUGAUGAAGACAUGGAGGUGAUAGGUGCUACGACUGACGGAAACGUCACCAAUGGCAACAGUACAACGAGCAGCAGCAGUGAAGGAGAAACGGUCGUGGUUGCCGUGACGGGGGACUCUGACAACGGCACAACAGAAGCAGGGGACGCCAUCAUUGCAGAUCCUAGUGUACCGGCAGCACCGUCGGCGACGACGGUUGUCAAUGGCAAGGACAGCCCCGACCAGACGAUCUCUUCCAGCAGCAACACCCAUGACAGUAGCAAUAGCAGCAACCACUCCGUGACCAGUACGUUAAUCACGCUUACCAGCAGCAGUUCGGCGACUUCACCGUUGCUUUCGUCCUGCGCCUCAGCCCUGCAGCACUACGGUAGCCUUCAGCACCACCACAAUCAGUUGCAUCACUUUCGGCAGAACGGCACCAUUCAACUGGGGCCAUCCUCCGCUGUGAAUGGGAGCCUUUCCGCGGUCGGUGGCGGGCAAAGUGCUGGAACCGCCGGCAGUACCGGUUCGAGCUGCUGGGAGUUUGCAUAUCUUGAUAUGGACCUCGGAACUACGCACGAACUGUACGAUAUGUUCCCGAGUUGCUACAAGAUCGCAUCGUUCAACUCGAACGACGUCGAUAUGCUGGGGCUCAAGGGACCCAUGCUGGAACCGAGCAAGGUCGUGUGCGGCGACAACGAGAUGGACUCCUUCACGACGCACAUCAUGGUCGGGAGUUAGUAUUAAAAGCCGCCACACAUGCUGGAGCCGGACGGUGUUUGUUGGAAGGUUGUGCAUCUAAGAUGGCUGUGCGUGUUGCGGAAACGGAAUGUCGUUCCUUAUUAGAGUGGGGCUAAGUAACGUAUCAAAAGUAAUUUUCAGCAGUUUUGUUUUGCACACCACCACCAGGGCAUUAUAACAUAGAUUUGCAUUAAAUUAAUUGAACUGGAGAACAUAACGGGCAACUAAGCAAGCAGUAUUGGUGUAAUGAUUGUGCCAUAGAGAGCAGUCACUCACGAAGUAGGCCGGUGGACCGAACUUUUACCGAAACCGCAGCAGAAUUGGAUGCGUUUGUCCAACAUAUUUUGUCAGUAUCUCUCGAGCCCCUACCCACCUAAACUCUUAUCGCCAGCAUUUUUGGUUUCGGGCUUUGUAUUUCUUGUGAUUUUAUGUUUUGUACAAUGAACAACAAAAACGUAAAUCCUCAAGCUAGGCUAGUAUUAGUAAAGAUGAAGAUCAAUCGUGGAACGAACGACUUGGUGGAAGCGAGACUAGGGAGAAGAGUUCGAUCUUAAUCCUGCAAUACUACGUUUGCCCAACAUCGGGAGAGAGAGAGAGAGAGAGGGACGAAACUAAGGAGAGGGAGAGAGAAGGAAAGAGAACGAGGGAGAGAAGAAUCUUUUUCUGCAUUGCGAUCAAACCGAUUCUAGUCCGCGGCAAUGACCUUUCUACCAUUUGAAGCGUACAAAAUGAAGUACUUUCUCGCGCAAGUCUAGGAGGAUUGCAUUGCGUUUAGUUUUUGACCGAAAAACGUUGUUGAUCGACACUGGGAAUUGUUUGAACAAUAAUCAUUAGUGAAUAGUAGUUGCGCAUGGUUUCCUUUGUUUUUCGUUGGUGACUGAACGACGGCAGAAGCAGAAAGAAGAAGUGGCUAAGAGGUAGUUUUUUUUCAUUCCCACACACACACACACGAGGAGUUCGUUUUACUUGCGUCAUUUGGGCCAAGAAAUCAAACAAAACACUGAAGAAAGUACGAAGGCGCAAGCCACCUGCCGCCAUACGCUGGAAACGAUGUAAAAUUGUGUCGUAAAACGAACGCGAGUUGUUUCGCAUUAUAAAAACAAAACAAACGAGAUUAUGGUGAAAUUUCUCAAAUCAGACAAACAAAACGGGAAAAUGGGAGAAUGGCUAACAGCAAACCAUCCGCAAAUAAUUUAGCGAAACAACCGUCUGAUAACGGAUAAUUGAUUUACAAAAAGCAAGAGCAAAGCAGCUGCCGGUUGAUACUUUUAAAGGAUUUAGUGUAGGGCGCGAAGAGAUGAAGAAAACUACAAAAUGCGUUUUAACAAAAACCACACAGCUACAGUAACUCUGGCAAUUAGUGUGUAAUAAAUAGGUAUGUGUAGAGUACGUUACGAUUGUAAGCAAAUGAGAGGACAUAAGAGUAAUUUAUUGAUAUAUACCAUAUAUACACGCAUACUAUAUUAUAAUAUAAUAAUGUACAUAUAGGCUGUAGCAAAUGCGCUGGAAACACAUUUCUGGCUGGCAAACUUAGAACAGAGAUCGAAGGAAAGAGCAUAUUCCGCUUCUAGCAUUAUCGGUACUCUGCGACAAGUAAGAACCGUAAUGAAAACAGCAAGGAAAGCGACUACGAUGAAGCAAGGAAUAUAAAGAGAGAAUCGAAGGGAGAGA
This is a messenger RNA of Anopheles bellator, 4848 nucleotides long. RefSeq lists its product as uncharacterized. Bases 1 to 3177 code for a protein of 1058 amino acids. The record is from RefSeq and is a predicted model, not a curated record. Gene Ontology annotation, cellular component: nucleus. The transcript is spliced from 4 exons. Lineage: Eukaryota; Metazoa; Arthropoda; Insecta; Diptera; Culicidae. Gene Ontology annotation, molecular function: transcription regulator activity.